Messenger RNA from Mycena citricolor, 7427 nucleotides. NCBI's taxonomy places the organism in Eukaryota, Fungi, Basidiomycota, Agaricomycetes, Agaricales, Mycenaceae. The record is from the annotation of a GenBank genome assembly.
GUGCUCGCUCCAUUACCGUGAGGCGCAUUGCACCAACCGCUCCCACUCGGACUCGGCACAGUCUUCGUCAGGCGACUCCCAUGGAACGAUGUCGGAUCAGCUUCGAUGCGGCGGGUGCCCUCUCCUUGCGAUGGUAGGUGGUCGCUCGGUUAGGAGGACAGCGGGCCCCUUGAUGAGAGAGUGCUUGGGCAUUGGUAGACGCGCAGACCCAGCCUCUGAUUAGCGCUUGGGCUUGGACCGUCCCUAGUGAUGCGAGGGCUUCCUUGUCGCGAGGCAGAGGGUGAAUCGGCUGCGUGCUCGCUCCAUUGCCGCGAUGCGCAUUGCACCAACCGCUCUCACUCGGGUCCACCCGCUGUCUUGGGAUCUGGGGGAUCGGCUGACUGGGAGAUGAGCACCCGGACGGCCAUGCACUUAGGUGCUUGUGCGCGCUCAACAUUGGGUUCUGGGGGAGUCGUUGGCUCGGGACUGAUCAUCCUGUGUCGCUGGCUAUUGCAAUGCGAGCGUACACGCAUUGCACUUCUUUCCUCCUCCCGGAGGAGAGCACAUUCCCUUGUCGUGGGCUCUGGGCUUAGUGCGUCCGCUUGCGGAUGUCAACUAAACAUGUGCUGCUUUUGUCUAUCGUCAGUUUCCUGCAAGGUACUCGUCGCGCAAGACUAGCAUCCUGAUUCUACGGGAUGCCGCUAGUUCUCUGUAGGCUGUACUAUACAUUUUGCUACGAUGCCAACUCGGCGUGGCUGUCUAUCCCAAAGCAAUUGCAACCUCUUGGCCGCUCGAUGUCGACCGCGAAUUGGGCUGAUAUCCUCUCAAGGCUGCUGCCGCCUCCUGAACAUGACUCAAUCCGGCUGAAAGUUCCCUAAAAUCGUGCUCCCCUUUGCUCUCUCCUCCCAGGACUGCCCUUCCCCUUUGGACCGGGGAGCCUCUAUUAAAUGCACCGCGUUCUCAAAUAGGGACAAUAGGCUCUUCAGCUUUCAGGCUAAAAUAAGUAGACGGUCGUCCGCUCAUUUCCUUUCUCAGGCUGCGCUGCCUUGAUGAGAGAGCGCUUGGGCUUUGGUAGAAACGCAGACCUAAUCUCCGGCUAGCGCUUGGGCUUCAAGUUGAACCACGAGGGCUUCUUUGUCGCGAGGCAGAGGGUGAGCCGGCUGCGUGUUCGCUCCAUUCCCGCGAUGCACAUUGCAGCAGCAGUUCUCUCUCGGAUCCGCCCGGUGUCUCAAGUUCUACGGGAUCUGCCGAGUGGGAGGUCGUCGACUUCUGCACGCGAUUUGCGACAGUGCACCACCCAUGCCACUUCUUUUCCCAGAGGCGAGCACAUUCUCCUUGUCGUGGGCUUCGUUCAACCAUGAGCGGAUGUGAACCAGAUGGCAUGCGGUGCGUUUCCCAGACAUUCUAAUCGCCGGCUUCCCGUCGGUUGUGCUUUUUUGGUGGUAGCACUCGACCGAAUGCAUCGGCCUAUCUCGAUGCUUUCCCACGAAGCAAUCGUCGGAUAGUCAUUGCACACGACCUGUGAGAGAGACACAUCGAAACGUGACGGAACUGAUCGACUGCCGGUACCAAGCCCACUACGCUCCAGUGGAAUGGUAUGUACGACCAUCAGAUUGCUGCUCCGGAACGCCGCCCUUGGAGUCGCAUUCCACCCCCUCGCGCCCUUCGAGAGAAGUCCUGCCACAUGGGAGCUCCGAAGAGGACUGUGCUGGCCACGUAUGCGAACUGGAUGAUGAUGAGCGGCCGGCGGGUGAGACGAGAAACACCGAAUACCGUAGUUCGGAAUCCAGACCGAUGCUUCCUACACAGAUACAGCAUAUACAGGCUCUCUAUCACGUGGAUUCCGGUUGUGGCCGCGAGGAUGGCCUUCCAGGUCUUCGGCUGCAGCAAGCGGUGCAGCGCAUGCGCAAGGGUGGCGAGAGGAGAAGCUGCGGGCAGAGCAUCCGCGAAUGCUGCGAGGGGCAGGACAGCACAGAUGACGAGACUAAGGGUCAGCGAGCGGAGCUUCGGGAACCGAAACGAAUUGACGACUAUGCGAGGUGUCUUGUGCUGGCGUCCGUUCAGUCCGACUGUCGACGGCGGGGAAAUGACUUGCCAUAUCUGAGAUCUCAGCCUUCAUCUGACGCGCCGACUGUUCUUAUGCGAUAGCCUACGUGAGAGAUGGUAUUUGUUGCCAUCAUGCCUUGUUGUUGUGAACGAAACGCCGGUCCCGAACGUUGGGCGGAUGAAUGAACCCAGAAUGGAUGAUCCGAGUCUUGAUGGCGUGUCUGAUCAUUCAAACGCCCAGUCGCAAGUCACUGCCACCUGAUCCGCAGGUUGACAGACGCGCCUUUGGUUCGAAAACCAUGCCAGCAGGAAAAUUCUUACAGUGCGCGAUAUGUCGGACAUGUUGAGCAAGUCGGCGCUGACAGAAACGUCAGAAUCUCCUCGUUCAAGAACUUGCUGACGCAUUCGCGCUUUCUGCUCACCCUGCGCUCGGAGCAGGGAAAAUACCAUUCGCUCAUCCUCUUCCGCUUGUCGACGGCAGCGGACAUCCCCGCAUAUGGAAAUGACCGGCCCUCGAUGCUGGACAACCGCCAGCUUUACGUAAUGGAGUCGACCUGCCCUCAUCUUGGCGCCGACAUGUCCCACGCAGACAUCGAGGAAUAUGAGGACACGACGGUGGCGGUCUGUCCGUGGCACAGAUACGAUUUCGAUCUCCGCACUGGCAAGAGCGAGACCGGGCUACACACCUGCACCUACUCCGUCGAGGUGAAGACGGAGCCCGAAGAUAGCGAGGAAAAGGUCUACAUCGAAACGCCGUCCGGGGGAAGUAAUUGGAGGCUCAUAGACUUCCGCCCGGUUUCAGAAGAGUUCGCCGAUCCACCGCCCACUAAAGCUAGUGCUCCUACCGAGGUCAAUCCAGUGACCAUGAGCGCCGAGACGAUAGAGCCCGUCGUUCCCGAACUAAAUCCACCCAAGACGCUCAUGCACUGGGCGGUUCUGAUUUUGAACACUCCGAAUCCGACUCUCAAGGUCCUGCGCACAAGACACGCCGUUCAGCUCUUCCGAACUGGAAAACUCGAUUCCAUUGGGCACAAGUCUCGCUCUGCACCGACACCGCCAGAUAUUCCGCCCCGGGACGAGAGUUAUCUGCGGAAUGCGGUCGACCCAGGCAAAGUCAAAGGCAGACGAAGCCUCGCGGUAAUGCUGCAUGCCCUCGCAAAUAUUGAACAGUGGGCAAUUGAUCUAGCAUGGGACAUAAUGGCGCGUUUUGGACCGAGUCAUCCUGAUCUUCCGCCGGCGUUCUUUGCGGAUUUCACGAAAAUGGCAUUGGACGAAUCCAAACAUUUCUCACUGCUGACCUCCCGACUUUCCGAGACUUCUCCAAACACUCCCUAUGGGAGCAUGCCCGUGCACGCCUCUCUCUGGGAAUCCGCGACGAUCACAUCACACUCCCUGCGAUCCCGGCUGGCCAUCAUCCAUCUCGUCCACGAAGCGCGCGGUCUGGACGUCAAUCCCGGGACGAUCGCACGAUUCCGGCGGGCAAACGACAGCGAUAGCGUCGCCGCGCUCGAGAUCAUCCACGCCGACGAGGUGACACACGUGACGUCCGGGCAUCGUUGGUUCACGUGGCUGUGUGAGAAGGAGGGAGGGCUUGAUCCAGUUUCGACUUUCCGCGACGAAGUGCGCAAGGGAUGGCGCGGGAACGUCAAGGGGCCGUUCAACAUUGAGGACAGAGAAAAGGCUGGGCUGACGAGGGAAUUUUACGAGCAUCUCACGGGGGAGAUGGCUGAGGAUGAGAUGGAGCAGCGUCGGGGGGCUUUCAGGAUGGAUGGCUUGAAGAAAAUGGGCUCCGGGGCUCCCAUCAGUGUUGAAUAUGAGGAUAAAGUGUAGUUAAGGGUUGAAUGAAUCGGAGGGCACUCGGCAAUAGUAACACUACAUCAACUAAGAAAACUCCGUUGGCGUCAAAAGAAAAUGAAUUGAGCCUCGAAUCUACGAUGAACUCAAGCUUUUCACGCGCCUUGCAACAAACCUGCACCGCAUGCACGUCAUGCGGAAGCAUCAAUAUGCCAAUAUGUCAAUCACGCCUCGAUCAACUUCUCUCUCGAUCUCGCUGGCGAACACUCUUGAAGUGGACAGGACUUCUAGCUUUGCUUGCAUCCAUGCACCUCGCAUAACGUGACAGUAUCAACGGUCCGCAUACUCUCCCCCAGCAGCUUAUAUGCCGCGUUACGAAUACCAGGCCUUGUCAAAUGACACGGACGAGGCGGAGGAGCGUCUCCCUCUCAAAUCUGCCAUAGAGGGAGACGAGAGCUCGGAGGCGUACGAGCUCGUGGACUCUGAAGCGUCGAGCGCGUUCCACGCGAAGGACGGGAUACACGAUGGGCUGGUCCGGCCCACAGCCGAGGAUGAAGCGACUCUGCGCAGGAUCUCUGAUGUCGUCCCCUGGAGCACCUACCUCAUCGCCAUUGUGGAAUUGGCGGAACGUUUCUCUGUUUAUGGUUCCGGAGCGGUUCUUACAAAUUUCAUUCAACAUCCUCUGCCGCCCGGCUCUAUCACUGGCGCUGGUCUAGAAAAGGGGCAAUCUGGCGCCCUCGGAAAAGGGCAAAGAAUGUCGACUGCAAUCAUGACAUUCACCAUGUUCUGGGUGUCUCUUACUCCGAUGCUGGGUGCAUAUAUUGCGGAUGUGCACCUGGGCCGGUUCAAGACGAUCUGCUAUGCUGUCGGGAUCGCGUUGAUUGGGCACAUCAUCCUCAUCUUCGCCGCAGUUCCUGGGAUCAUCGACCAUGCUGACCUGGGGCUGACCUUCUUGCUGGUGUCGCAAGUCGUCAUUGGGCUUGGCACGGGAUUGUUCAAGGCGAAUAUCUCACCCCUUGUCGCGGAACAGUACAAAAAGACCAAAUCGUUUGUCAUUCGACUACCUGGGGAUGGAGAACGAGUGAUUGUGGACCCGAAGCUGACUGUCUCGCGAAUCUACAUGUAUUUCUAUCUUGUUAUUAAUAUCGGGGCUCUACUUGGUCAAUUCAGUAUGACUUACACCGAGAAGUACCUGGGUUACUGGCCAGCAUUUGCGCUUCCAACAGCUGUCUUCCUCCUCUGUCCACUCAUCCUAUUCCUGGGCCGAAACCGCUACGUCCGAUCCCCACCCAGCGGCUCUGUUCUUUUCACGUUCAUUCGCCUGAUGCGAUUUGGAUCGCGCCGCCGGUGGAGCCUGAAUCCGUUUCGCAUGUACGCCAACUUCACCCGCGGCGAUUUCUGGGAGACUGUGACUCCGAGUCGGAUCCCACCGGCAAAGCAGGCGCGAUGGAUGAAGGGCCUGGACGAUACAUGGGUCACCGAGGUCAGAAGAGGCUUGGGAGCAUGUGCCGUGUUUGCCUGGUUUCCGCUCUACUGGCUUACUAUGAGUCAAAUGUCUACCAACUUGAUCUCCCAGGCAGCAACACUGCGCACAGACGGAUUGCCCAACGAUCUUUUGACGAAUAUCGAUCCGCUGACGCUGGUGCUCGUCAUUCCGUUGUGUGAUCUCUACCUGUAUCCGCUUCUGCAACGCCGAGGGAUCAAGUUCCUGCCCAUCAGACGCAUAACGGUCGGGUUCUUCAUUGCUUGCUCGGCCAUGAUAUGGUGUGCGGUACUGCAAUACAACAUCUAUCGAACGAAUCCCUGUGGAACAGCGGCCUCGACUUGCGUCGACGGACAAUCCCUCCCGCUCGUCUCGCCGAUGAGCGUCUGGCUGCAAGCACCGAGCUACCUCCUGAUCGCCGUCUCCGAGAUCUUCGCCUCGAUCACGGUGAUGGAGUACUCUUUCACGAAGGCGCCGGUCAAUAUGCGGUCGCUCGUCAUGGCACUGCUCAUGGGCACCAGUGCAGUCAGCGCCGUUCUUGGCGAGGGAUUCAUCUGGCUGUCUGCAGAUCCGUUUCUGGUGUGGAACUACCUCGUUAUGGCUGGCUUGGCUGGUGCUGGAGGAAUAGGCUUCUGGGUACUCAUGCGUGGCUUGGAUGAGGAGGAGCUGGAUAUAUCCAAGACAAGGACUUAAUCUAUUGGUUUAUUUUUCUGUAACCCGUACCCAGGGACGAUCUUGCUCGGUGCAAAUCUUCGAGGGGAGUCCAUGCAUUGAUUGUCGAUAUUUGUCACGGGGUCUAUUACGUAACACAGCUAUUUCUGGCCUCCCAGUCGAUUCACACCAUCAUGCCGCCCAGUGAUAAUUUCCCAGCCGAGAAAUCGAAUGCUGUUAGCAGUGCAGCGGAAGACGCUGCGCCAACCUCGACACUCAACGGGCAGGAGCCCGAGCGUCCCAUCAAGCAGGAGCCAGAUGUGGACGAGGAGCCAGAGGAGGACGAGCACUACCAACCCUCAGAGGACCCGCAGCCUUCCCCGUGGAAGCGCCGCGCGCUCAUCCUCCUCAUCUGCACAAUCCUCUGGGUGGCCUUCCGCGUGGUGACGCUGAAAACGAAGCCAAAGCCGAGCGUCGUGCACGCCAACCGGUGUGUGCCCUCCUCUCUACCAGGAACGCUGAGCCCUCGGUUGAUGCGAUGCACACGCAGGUAUUCGAACGAGUUCAAGUAUCGCCCUGCGGCGAGUCCCAUCAUCACGGAGACGCUCAAGGACGGACGGACGAGGCUGCGCGGGGCGUCGCCCACGACCGUUCCGGUCCUCGAGAGCAAGCCUAAGCCCACGGCGAAGGCGCGCAAAGGCGGGAAGAAGGGGGGCAAGAAGAACAAGAAGAAGAAGGCUGCAGCCGAGGCCAAGAGGGCACGGUCGACCCAGUGAGCUCACUGGUAUAAUUGGACUGCAUCGAACUCUCGAUUCAUCUAUUUAUGUUACACUUGUCUAAUACACGCUCAGUUUUGAGGCCUACUUUCUUGGUGAUGCUGUGACGAGUGCUUCGACACUGGCCACGACGCACAUUAAACGGUAGCACUGAUCCGGCGUGCUCUGAGACAAGUCAAAGCGCCACGACAGCCGACUGGCCAGGUCUUGCACGGAUCACCCUCGUCCUACAUUUGAGUGAACCUGACGACAAACACUUGUUCUAAUUCGAUACAAGGGCUGCGGAGACUUUACGGGCCCAUCCAAGAAUAACGAAUCGAAGCCUGUCUGUCCUGGAUAUCUUUCCGCCACGCGAGCCUCAUUCCAGCCUUUUUGAUCCAGGCCGUGUAUUGUACGUGUGCCAUCAGCGCCGGGCGCCAUGCAAAGUUCAGCUGAACACACGCGAACCGCGCCAUCACUGCGACGUUGUUCCCAAAAGGGGAAUCCCGUCCGGAAAAGGAAGGUGGAUGGGUUGUUGCUUGCGCCGGCGAUGCCGCGUGCAGGGAGGACAAGGGAACACCCAAAUGCGGCUGUCUCCUUGUUCGCGGACACUUAUCAAGUGGAAUGGAGAGAGUGGUCCUUCGCUCAAGUCGGUCGCUCCAUUCCAUUCCAUUGCAACAUGCACUGCAAACUGUUGAUCUCCCUCUUCAUUUCCAUCG